This is a messenger RNA of Haliotis rufescens (red abalone), 2999 nucleotides long. Its product is annotated as polypeptide N-acetylgalactosaminyltransferase 13-like. Gene Ontology annotation, cellular component: Golgi apparatus. The record is from RefSeq and is a predicted model, not a curated record. The coding region runs from base 281 to 2479 and encodes 732 amino acids. The transcript has 12 exons. Lineage: Eukaryota; Metazoa; Mollusca; Gastropoda; Lepetellida; Haliotidae.
CGCCGUAUCCUUCACAUGGACGCCUUUCAACGUGAGACCCAGGCUCUCGUUAAACAACUGUUACCUGAGUGCUGCAUCCGGAGCCCCGCACCGUCACCUUGAUGAUGUGCUUGUAUCAAGUGACUUGUAGUGCAGAUGCUCUCCGUGGAUAAACAGAAACACGACUUAUUCGCACAAGGGCAGAAGAUGUUGACAUUCAGAAGAUGAAACUUCAGACAUUCCUUACAGUUGGCUAUUCCCAGGUGCUGUGACUGUUGGCAGAGCCAGCGUGUAACCAACCAUGCGGGCAGGGAGACAGGAACGACCUACCAGGUGUUUCUUCCGGUUCCUCUGCCUCGUGCUUGUGUUCUGGUUUCUGGUAUUCCUGCAGUACAUUAUAGUUGACGAGUGGUACCCGCACACGGGCACUGACAAUCACAGGCAUUUUAGUGGCGCUGUCAACAUUAAUCCACACGGUCUGCCAAAUGACCGUCUCCUAAGGGUGGAAGAUGUCCGUGACAAACACAAGUUACAUAGGAAAGUUCCCCCCGACGGUCACGUGCCAAAGGGAGACAAUUCUGACAGUGACCACCAUUUUGAAAAGUUACGCAGGCAAGGUUUCCCAAAUGACCAUCUCCCAAGGGUGGACAAGUCAGACAAUGGCCUAAAUAUCAAUAAGGUGGGCGGAGAAGGUCUCCCCAAAGCAAAUCACCCAGUAAAGGUUCUUGAGAAAGAUCGCAAGAGUGAUGCUGUAAAAAAUAUUGUAGAGUUCAUCCAGGAAAAGAUGGCAGCGUCAGAUUCUCCAAACAAGGCCUACAACAAAACAAUAGCGCCUGUGAGAGAAGUUAAAGACAAGAAUUUGACGUCAGCUUCCAACAUUGACUACCAUGCUCGCAGCCGGGAUGAAGCUGAAGUGAAGAGGAUACUAAAUACAAUAGCCCCACUGGCCCAUGUGAAAGCCCCAGGUGAGUUUGGCAGGGCGGUGCAAGUCCAUGUGGAGAGUCUGUCCAAAGAGGAGAAAAUCAAGAUGGAGGAAGGCUUUAACAGAACCGGAUUCAACCUGCACGUCAGCGAUCUCAUCUCCCUCCGUCGCCGAGUCCCAGAUCUCAGGCCGGCUGGGUGCCGGCGGAUAGUGUACCCAGACGACCUGCCUGCCACCAGCAUCGUCAUCUGCUUCCACAACGAGGCUUGGUCCACUCUCAUCAGGACAGUGUUCAGCGUCCUCGACAAUACACCACAACAUCUCCUACAAGAAGUCAUCCUCGUGGACGAUGCCUCUGACCACCCGUCACUAGGUUCCUCGCUGGAGGAGUACCUUCGCCCACUGCCCAAGGUGAAGCUAGUGAGGGCCUCCUCUAGAGUGGGCUUGAUAGGGGCCCGACUACUGGGCGUGGCUGCCGCUACUGCCCCCGUCCUCACCUUCCUUGACUCACACGUGGAGUGUAUGAAAGACUGGCUGCGACCAAUGCUGCAUCGUAUUAAGGACGAUGAAUUCACUGUUACCUACCCCGUCAUCAACGGCAUCGACAACAAGGACUUCAACAUCUACCAAGUAGAAGUGUACUACCACGGUCUGUUCAACUGGGUGGAUCUGACCUACUUCCCCAGUCCACUCACACUAAGUAUGAUGAGGAAACGGAAGUCAGCUACAGCGCCGAUCAUGUCACCCACAAUGCCUGGCGGGAUAUUCAGCAUCAGCAGACGAUACUUCCAUCUUCUCGGCGGCUACGACCCUGGACUCAAAGUCUGGGGCGGGGAAAACAUUGAACUGUCUUUCAAGACGUGGAUGUGUAACGGCACAGUGGAGCUGCUGCCCUGUUCCCACUUGGCGCACAUCUUCCGCACGACCAACCCUAAUCUGGGUAAAGAUGCCUUCAAGACAGUACUGAACAACGCCAUGAGAGUGGCGUACGUGUGGAUGGAUGAGUAUAAAUACCUGUUCUUCCAUAACGUCGUCAGAAAUCACGUUACGCCUCAGUUUGGGGAUGUUUCUGGACGGGUUUCGCUCCGGAAGAAGUUGCAGUGUAAAUCCUUUCAUUGGUAUAUGAAGGAAGUGGCCACCGACCUGUAUGCUCCUAUCUCGGCAGUCGCACUCAACAAGAUAGUGAACGUGAAGUUCGAUAACUACUGCCUGACACAUUCCAUCUACUACCCAAAGGUGUGGUGUGGGCCCUGCGACAACUUCAUCCAGCAGCAGAAAGUCUGGUAUUUAGACAACGGUCAGCUAUUGGCUGGCGUUCUUUGGAGGGAGAAACCAUGGAUGUGCCUCGUGGCCAACUCGACAGAACUGGUAAUGUCAGAAAGGUGCGACGCCAUCAAACAACGCCGACAGUGGACAUACACACACGAGAAUACUAUUCUGAACACUUUACAUAAGAAGUGUAUAGAGUUGAUCCCCGGGAAGCCCCUGGUCCUGACCGAAUGUACCGGAGUCCCGUCCCAGAAGUGGGUGCUCCAACAACCGUCAUACAAACUCGCUACACACCCCAUAAGGCUCUAGCCGCCUCCAUGUUACAAUCAGUCAAUGUGUUGAAUGUAAUUCACUUAGGCAUUUUACAAAUUGACUGAAAAUUCUGUCUAUUUAUUAAAACAUCCCAAUGGACUAAUUAUGCUAGUAUUUGAAGCAAAAAUUCUUUUAAUCCUAUCAUUUUCUAUCACUGGCGGAUUAAAUUAACGAUAAAAAAUAUUUUCAUCAUAAAAUACAUGUGCUACAGCAUACAUGGACAGAUUUUUCAGUUAAUUUUUAUUUAUUUUUAUGCGCUUUAUCAAUUAUCUAAGUGAAAGUUGAGAGUGGUCCGUCUUAUCGGAAGAAAGGCUUGUAUACCUUGACACUGGCGGUGCAUGUCAGUUAUUCAUUAAGCAAUAGUGAUAUAUGUACACACAAGAGUAAAUAUGAAGUAUAUAAGUGCGACGGAUCGUGUGUAUACGUGUAUAUGUUAACGUUAUGGUUGAAUGUCUUGUUUUGUAGUGUAGUGCUACUUUAGUUAAAAUAACAAUAAAGACGUUUUACUACAAUGAAA